Molecule: messenger RNA, 1458 nt
Organism: Fonsecaea erecta
Lineage: Eukaryota; Fungi; Ascomycota; Eurotiomycetes; Chaetothyriales; Herpotrichiellaceae
Exons: 3
Coding region: 1-1458 (485 amino acids)
Source: RefSeq, a predicted model, not a curated record
AUGGCGACACCGGCAGCAAAGCCAGUGCCCUACACCGCCAAUCCUCUUCUUCUUAUGCUCAAUGACUUGAUGCUCUUUGCCGAGAUUACAUUCACAUGGCCUAUCACAGCUGGACUGCCGAGUAUCAUCCUGCCGUUGCUUCCAACCAGAUCAGGCUCUCUUGAUGAAUUGGCAGUCACUGGCCCCAACCUGUGGGCUGCUUUCUUACACGUCGUUCUCAUCAUCGCUCAAAUAUUCUUCCUGGGAUCGUUGGUGCCGUUGGCAUUCAUUGGCUUGCCAUCCUUCUAUCUCUUGUACAUUGUUGGGUUUGUCAUGGGCAAUCAAUGGUUUUCGGUUCUGUUGAACGGUCCAAGGCAACGAGGGCUUUUCGAGUCAAAUCCAGCGUGCGUUCGAGGGAAGCCGGUCCACGAUCAUGAGAAAUGGGUCUUCAUCAACGGUGUGGCUGUAGGACGCCAUUGGUUGCAGGCAAAUCUCGACCGUAUUGCAAUGACUUUUAGGAGGCCGGUGUACGGAAUACACAAUCAGACCCGGGGUAUUAUCUUUGAUGUUCUUGAAUGUAUCAUCCAACGUGACCUGAACUUCGCCACCCUGGAUAUUCGGAUUGCAUAUGCGGCUUUGAUUGAAAUCCUAGCGGAUGACAACAUUCACAAGGUGGUCUUGAUCCUCCAUAGCCAAGGUGCUAUUGAAGGUGGCUUAGUCCUUGACUGGCUCUACGAUACCGUACCAGCGGACCAGCUUGGCAAGCUGGAGGUAUACACGUUCGGAAAUGCCGCGAACCACUGGAAUGCGCCUGUCAUAUCGACGGCUACCUCUUCUGGUAUGAAUGGAGACGGGGUGACGGAGCAGAGAAUUGUGCCACAUAUCGAGCACUAUGCCAACGAGGGCGAUUACGUCUCGAGGUUCGGUAUAUUACAUUUUCGCCCUGAUCAGUCAUUACCGCCAGUGUCUGUCCCCAAUAACGCCCCCUUUGCUCCCAGCUCCAACAGUUCACAUCCGGACAAACCCAAUGCAUCAGACAACGGACGCAUUACACGACCUACCCCUCCAAAGGUGGACACUGGGGAGAAGGUAGUCCAAGCAUCGUCGAGGCCGUUGCUUUCACCCAGAACGCCCAUCGAAAUGAUGGAUCUCCGAGAGGAAGAGACAAACUUGUUCUUCGGCCGUCUCUUCAAGCGCGUCGGCUCAGGCCACCAGCUGAACCAGCAUUAUUUCGAUAACUUCUUUGAGAUGGAGGGCGUCGACACCAGAGACCUCUCUCGGGGACGUGUGCGAGAUGGCAACGCCUUUAUGGAUGCCGAGGCCGACAUGGAUGUCUUUCGGCAGUGGGAUACUGUGCAAGCUCUUGGGCGACGCACAGCCGCACGUCCAGCUAAUGGCAGACCAAGCGCGGUGGCCACACAGGUCAAAGAUCUCAGCCGUCUAUGGGCUUAUCGGAAUGGGCGCAGCCCGGACAAUUGA